Molecule: messenger RNA, 3211 nt
Organism: Artibeus jamaicensis (Jamaican fruit-eating bat)
Lineage: Eukaryota; Metazoa; Chordata; Mammalia; Chiroptera; Phyllostomidae
Gene: HDAC10
Product: histone deacetylase 10
Biological process (GO): chromatin organization
Cellular component (GO): histone deacetylase complex
Molecular function (GO): histone deacetylase activity
Source: RefSeq, a predicted model, not a curated record
ACGUUCAGUCCUGCGGCUCCUGCUGUACUCGUGCCUCGGGCUUCGCUGGCUUCGUUCAUCAUUCAGUCCACCCCUCGCCCAGUCCACCUCUCCGCCCGCCUUUCCCGCGCCCCACGCUGCCGCGUCUCCUGGCCAGCUUGCCACCAGCUCUUAGGCCGAGAACCUUCCUGGAGCUUAAACCGGACCUUUGUCACUCCCUUCUUAAACCCUAGGGGCAGCGCAGUGUAGCGGGCAGCCCAGGGCUGAUGGGGCGCUCUCCUGCUGCACCGCCUGGCUCUUGAGGCCCGGCUCCGCGUUCCUUCCCUCCUUCCCUCGCUGUUGCUCCUGGAGCCCGGAUGGGUCUGGGGGUGUUGGGGUGCAGGGGCACCGCCCAUGGCACGCAGUGUGACCGCCGAGACUUCCGAGUGAGUCCAGGCACACUAGCCCUCGGCCCUCACGCUUGUCCCCUCCCACUGCUAAAGGGGAACGAGGCCGGGGACCAUCCGGCUCCAGGUAGGAGGAGCUGGAGCUGCGGCUGGAGCGGCAAGGGGGAGGGACGGUCGCAGUAGUCUCGCAGGAAGCCGGAAGCCACAGUAGGUGCCACCUUGCCGACCUCGACUCCUUCUCAGCCGGGGUGUACGUAGCCUUGGGCUUGCUUCCUGCCUUGGCUCUGCGUGCUCCUGCCCAGGCUGGGUGCUGGCGGCCCCGGCGGUGGCCAGGCGUUCGCUGCUCCCUGGGGCUGCAAGGUGAGGACGGAGAGCACACUCAGCACGGGCUGGGGCUUCAGCCCAAACACCCACAUCUGAGCCAUGAGGACAGCACUCGUGUACCACGAGGACAUGACGGCCGCCAGGUUGCUCUGGGACGAUCCCGAGUGUGAGAUCGAGUGUCCUGAGCGCCUGAUUACCGCCCUGGGACGUUUGCAGCAGCGGGGCCUAGAGCAGAGGUGUCUGCGGUUGACAGCCCGAGAGGCCUCGGAGGCAGAGCUGGGCCUGGUGCACAGCCCAGAGUACGUGGCCCUGUUGCGGGGGACCCAGGCCUUGAGCACAGAAGAGCUCCAGGCGCUGUCAGGACAGUUUGAUGCUGUCUACUUCCAUCCGAGUACCUUCCAUUGUGCCCGGCUGGCCGUGGGGGCUGGGCUGCAGCUGGUGGACGCAGUGCUGACGGGGGCUGUGCACAACGGGCUUGCCCUGGUGAGGCCUCCCGGGCACCACAGCCAGAGGGCCGCCGCCAAUGGGUUCUGCAUGUUCAAUAAUGUGGCCAUAGCGGCCAAGCAUGCGCAGCAGGAACAUGGGCUGCACAGGAUCCUCAUUGUUGACUGGGACGUCCACCAUGGCCAGGGCACCCAGUAUAUUUUUGAGGAUGACCCCAGUGUCCUUUACUUCUCCUGGCACCGUUACCAGCACGGGCGCUUCUGGCCCUACCUGCCAGAGUCCGAUGCAGAUGCUGUUGGGCAGGGGCGGGGCCGAGGCUUCACUGUCAACCUGCCCUGGAACCAGGUCGGGAUGGGGAACGCUGACUACGUGGCCGCCUUCCUGCACGUGCUACUCCCUGUGGCUUUUGAGUUUGAUCCCGAGCUGGUGCUCGUCUCGGCAGGAUUUGACUCAGCGAUCGGGGAUCCCGAGGGGCAGAUGCAGGCCACACCAGAGUGCUUCGCCCACCUCACACAGCUGCUGCAGGUGCUGGCUGGUGGCCGGGUCUGCGCAAUGCUGGAGGGUGGCUACCAUCUGGAGUCGCUCUCCGAGUCUGUGUGCAUGACGGUGCAGGCCCUGCUGGGUGACCCUGCCCUGCCCCUGUCGGGGCCCAUGGUGCCACUUCACAGUGCCCUGGAGUCCAUCCAGAGUGUACGGGCAGCCCAUGUCCCUCACUGGAUUAGCCUCCAGCAGCAAGACUCAGCCCCUGUCCUGAGUCCCAGCACCUGCUCCCCAGAGGGGAGACCCUUGCCUCUGCUGCCGGGGGGCCCUGAAUUCAAGGCUGCAGCAGCCCAAGCCACGGUGGCACUAAGCUCCCUCCAGAACCAGCUGCACCUGCGCCCCACACCACCUGUCCACACAGCUGUUGCUCUGAUUCCCCUGGACGCUGCCCUGGUCCUGCCCCCUGAUGUCCUCCAUCUGGAGGGGUCAAGCCCGAAGGAGGAGACACAGGCCUGGGCCAGGCUACACGAGACCCUGGCCAAGGACGAGGCUGUCACUGCACUUGGGAAGAUCCUGUAUCUCUUAGAUGGGAUCUUGGAUGGGCAGGUGAGCAGCGGCCUCGCAGCCACCCCAGCUCCUGCUGCAGCGGCCACUCUGGACGCGGCCAUUCAGCAUGGCCUUUCCCAGGGAGCCCAGAGGCUUCUCUGUGUGGCUGUGGGACAGCUGGAUCGGCCAUCAGACCUUUCUGAUGACGGGAGGACUCUGUGGCUGAGCAUCAGGGGCAAGGAGGCGGCUGCCCUGUCCAUGUUCCAUGUCUCCAUGCCGCUGCCAGGGACGACUGGUGGAUUCCUGAACUUUGUCCUGGCGCUGGUGCUGCCCCUGGCCUAUGGCUUCCAACCUGACCUGGUGCUGCUGGCCUUGGGGCCAGCCCACGGCCUGCGGGAUUCCCAUGCUGCACUGCUGGCUGCACUGUUGCGGGUGCCAGCAGGGGGCCGAGUCUUGGCCCUCCUGGUCGAGGAAUCUGCACCCCAGCUGGCAAGCGUCCUGGCCCAGGUGCUGCAUGGGGAGGCGCCCCCCGGCCUGGGCCCCUUCUGCGUGGCCUCCUCGGGGGACAAGCAGGCCCUGAUGCACCUGAGAAGGCAGCUGGAGUCUCAGUGGAAAAUGCUGCAGGUGGCCGGUGAGACUAGGGGAUACGGCUUACACGGAAUGCCUGGGGCCCUGGGGGACAAUUCUGCUUUGGAGCUCCGUGUGGACAGUGGCUGCGUCCUGAGAGCAGAGCGCUGUCCUGAACCGGAGCAGUGCCAAGCGGAUUGCGCGCCUCUUCCCAGAUCCCGCUUGAGUGCUGACCUGGCUGCUUGACACCGGCCAGGGUGGGGGUAUUUGCACCCCGAAAAUAACGCCGCAGACACAAGCCUGCUGUUAAACAUUCACCGGCACAUUAGGGCCUCGGUCCCGAAGUCCCGAAGUCCCGCGCGGGCGCUGGUUCAGGGGCGUUUUGUCCGCUGCAGCCAAUGCUGCAGCGUCCGCACCCUCGCGCACCGGCCUCCACACGGAAGGUCCCGCCCCGGCUCCCUCCGUUCCAAUCAGUAAAGGUUUAA